Molecule: messenger RNA, 10390 nt
Organism: Daphnia carinata
Lineage: Eukaryota; Metazoa; Arthropoda; Branchiopoda; Diplostraca; Daphniidae
Gene: nej
Product: CREB-binding protein-like
Exons: 8
Coding region: 591-8753 (2720 amino acids)
Biological process (GO): positive regulation of transcription by RNA polymerase II
Cellular component (GO): histone acetyltransferase complex; nucleus; transcription regulator complex
Molecular function (GO): transcription coactivator activity; chromatin DNA binding; protein binding
Source: RefSeq, a predicted model, not a curated record
UUGUCCUUGGUCCUGGUGAAGAAUGUAGAUAUAUCUAGUGGCAGGAGAAGAAAUAUCAUUUGUGAACGGAAAAUUUUCGCCAUCGUUCACUUUGUGAUGCAAGAUUGUGUCGUUGACUGUUAACGAAUCGUCAUAUUGUCGGGAAAAAAAAGUUUACAUAAAAAUCGAAAAUUUGGCGGCGACCCCUACUGUGGAGAUCUCGGACGACUACAGACGGUGGGACGGGGUUGUUCUUUUUUUUUUUUGAAGUGAAAGCCGUUGCCGUGAAGGAAGGUUUCAAUUCUACACGGUCGGCGGAAGAAGCUGCUGCCCCUGCAUCGGAGGCCCCGUUUUACCGCCAUCGUAGUGAUUCGCAAACGUCUAUUAAAAUAGUGGCCGGCGCAUUGGACGCUUUAUUUAGUUGAAGAAGAAAAAUUUGGAAGGAAGCAUCAGACCUGCCUUGUCUCUUUUCUACCUAUACAUCUUCAAUGGCUGUGGAGAAGAGUGCUCUAUGACCUCUCUGUACUUGUCCAAGUGUCAUGUGCUGGUGGGAGAGGAUCUGCGAUGAGUCUUUUUUAGCAGAAGGGGUGCUUGGUUUAACUUAACAAGUCAUGGCUGAACACCUUAUUGAAGGGCCGCCUAACAAGCGGCCCAAACUGAACGAUGCUAUUGGCAGCUGCCCGACUGAUUCAUCAGACAUGAUUGGGAAUCCACUGUUUGAUCUUGAAAACAAUCUACCUGAUGAGCUGUUCAGCACUUCAGGGGGAGGUUGGGGGAAUGCUUCUGCGAAUGUGAGCCAGCCAACAGCACAGCCACAACAACAGCAACCACAACAACAACAGUGUGUUCAAAGGCCCCAGUCAAUGGGCCCCAACAACCCUGGAAUGGGUAUGUCAAUGGGCCUGGGACCCGGGGCGCAGCAGCAGCAGCAACAAAAUGGAUCCAUGGAUGCUCAACACCACCACCAGCUUCCUCACAUGGGGAUGCAGAACAAAGCAUCGCUGAACAAUAUGAGUGGUGGUGCGAUUAGUGGCAGUGCAAUUGGGCCCAACAACUUGAACAUGGCAAACAGUGGUUUAAGCAAAGGGCCUCUUAAUAGUAAAUUGAACUCGCCGCCCGGUGGUGCUCCCAUGGCCAUGAUGAACUCGAUGGGAAACGGGCCACAAAUGAUGCAGUCUAUGCAGCAGCAACAGCAGCAACAACAAACGAUGAACAAUAUGUUGAACCCAACUGGAAUGGGUGGCGUCAACGUGUCAAUGAAAACACCGGGAUCUAUGAUGAAUGCUGGUCAGAUGAGCCAAAGUUUACAUAAUGGUCCACAAGCCAUGAUGGGAAAUCCUAGACCUGUUGGAGGCCUUCCGAGCACUAUGAUGCCGCAGCAACAGCAGCAAGCGCCACUAAGAGGGCAGCUUCUCCAAGGAAUGAAUCCUCAGGGACCCCGCUUACAGGGACCGGGAAUAGCUGGAAUGGGAGGUAUGGGCCCAAAUUCUGGACCAGGAACGAAUGUUAUGGCCAAUUCCAAUCAAUAUGGCUUCGCUAAUUCGAAUAUGCCUAAUGCUAUGAUGACAGCCCAACAGCAAAGGCCUAUCGGUACAGCUAAUGGUGGUAUACCACCAAUGCAAAAUAUGCAGCAGCAGCAACAACAACAACAACCGAGGUUUAAUAGCGAGCCAAACAUGAAUCCUAACAUGUCAGCCCGACCAGUUAUGAUGCCUGGUGGGGCAACGACCAUGGUUUCGGCACCGAUGGUUUCUACGGCGCCAUCAUCAGUCACUCAGACUCCCAUGGUGUCGUCCCAGCAGCAUCCUCAGCAGCAACAACAAUAUCCUCCAGUGCCAGCAAAUGCUCCUCAAGUGUCAGCACCUAGCGCCGCAGUUACCUCUGUCGCGCAACCGGCAGGAUCGGCUGGUGGUGCUGGGGCAGCUAGCGCGGCAGCCACCGCCGACCCCGAGAAAAGGAAGCUAAUCCAGCAGCAACUUGUACUCUUACUUCAUGCUCACAAGUGCCAGCGACGAGAGAAUCAAGCGAAUGGAGAGUGCACCCUUCCACACUGCCGGACUAUGAAGAAUGUUUUGAACCACAUGACGACGUGCCAGGCCGGAAAAUCAUGUCAAGUACCUCAUUGCUCGUCCUCGCGGCAAAUCAUUUCUCACUGGAAAAAUUGCAACCGUUCCGACUGCCCCGUCUGCUUGCCUCUCAAACAGGCAGACCGGAAUAAAGCUCCUCAUAACACUUCACAACCAAGUCCAGCGGGUUUUGAUGUUGGCUUGGGUUCGAACUCAAUUGGCGGUUCUUCGACAACCCCUGGUCAAAGUGUCUUACCGGCGCACAACCAAAGCGCUGCUGUUGGAGGAGUUCAGGCUCCACCUAAUGCUGUUGGUGGAAUGCCUAGGCCAUUGUUACCACCGCAACAGCAGAAUGCAAUGGUUCCUAUGAACAGCGCCCAGUUAGCUGGAAACAAUCCACCACCGGCGAUUUCUGCAAGCCAACCUGUUCUUCCUGGCACCAUGAAUCGUGGCCCUGCUCUAAACGCGGGACUGCAAUCUCAGCAGCAGGCCGCUGGUCCUACCGGGGCUGGUCCCAGGAAUGUUAGGGGUGCUAUCUCAGACAACGCUUCCAACAUUGAGCAUAUUAUGAGUCCAGUUAACUCAACAACUCCUUUGCCUGGUGGGCUGCAGCCAAGUCAGGUCACUGCCGACCCCGUCCAGGGAUCCAAAGAGUGGCAUCAGUCCGUCUCACCCGACCUGCGGAAUCACCUGGUCCAGAAGCUGGUCCUGGCCAUCUUUCCAACACCCGAUCCGCAGGCGAUGCUGGACAAGCGGAUGCACAACCUGGUGGCUUACGCACGGAAAGUGGAGAGCGACAUGUACAAGAUGGCCGAUUCCAGGUCAGAGUACUACCACCUUCUAGCCGAAAAGAUCUACAAAAUUCAGAAAGAACUGGACGAGAAACGGCAGAAGCGCAAGGAGCAACAACAGGCCCAGCAAACACCAACGUCAACACCGACAACGCCUUUGCAGCAGCAGGCUCCAUCUGCCUUGGCACAUCUUCCACCUGGUCAGCAGGUACCUCCACCCCAGCAUCAACAACAGCAGCAGCAGCAGCAGCAGCCUGUACCGCCGAGCAACAAUGCAGGUUUGAGACCUAAUAUGCCAGGGAUUGGGGAGUCUGGGCAGGGACCACGAGGAAUCGCGCCAACUAGUGGGAUGAUGAUGCGUAAUCCAGUUCCCAGUCCGGUGGGAAUGAAUCAAGUGCCAAAUCAACUUGGCCAGCAGCAACAGCAGAGAAUGGCAAUGCAGCAGAUAAGACCGGAUCAUGGAAAUGUUGGACCGCCUAAUCAAACCGUUCCUCCUCCUGGAUUGUCACCGUACGGUAGUAUGGGCACUCCAAUGAGCGCUAGUUCACCUUUUCCCAGUGCCAAUAUGAGCCAAAACGCGUCCCAGCAACAGCAACAGCAGAUGCGGAAUCGCAUGCCUGCUCCACCGUACUCAGUGGCCCAACAGCAGCAGUCGCAACAACGACAACAACCAAAUCAUGCAAUGAUGAUCCAGCAACAACAGCAUCACCAACAACAGCAACAACAACAAUCAGUUCAGUCUUCCACUGACCAACAACAACACAUGAAUGAGCGCAUGACUCCAAACGGAAUGACAUCAUCGAAUAUGCAACAAGGGAUGAACAUGCCUAUGCCGAACACUCCAUGUAGUAGCUUUGGUGAUACCCCCAGCGCUAUGCCAAUGUCAGACUCAACUCCUUUACAUGGCGUGGGAGGUAGCGCGAAUGACGCUAAUUGUGGAUCUGCCGGGGGAAAUAGUAUAAAAACUGAAAUAAAGCAGGAAGUGACACCUGGUGGCUACUUUAGUGUGAAAAAAGAAGAUGUGGAUCCACAGCAAAUGUUGCAGCAGGACGGCGAUGCGUUUGACGGACGAGACUCAGGAUUAAUCGAAGUCAAAGCAGAACCUGUCGAUGUUCCGGCCAGCGUUUCUAGCAGCAUGGAAGGGGCCGAAGAUAUCAAGGAGGAAGAAAAACCUGAAAUGAAAAUGGAACCGAUGGACGAUGGCCAUUUCGCCAAUGAUAAUUCCUCCUCCUGCCAUCAACAGCCACGUCUCACAGGCAUCAAAGAAGAAAAAGAGGAGCCAUCGACCCCUCUUUCGGCUGCUAGCAAUACCAACGAUACGAGCAGUUCAGAUAUGAAGCCAACUGGCGGUUUCGGAGGUGGCAACUCGGAUUCUUCUGUAACGACACCUGGUCCGUCUGCAAGCGCCAGCAAUACCUCAUCAGCUGUUGCCAUCCCACCCAUUGUCCGGCCGAAGAAGGCGGGCAAGAUCGUCUUUUCGCCCGACGAGCUCCGACAGGCCUUGAUGCCCACCUUGGAGAAACUGUACCGUCAGGACCCCGAGUCGAUUCCGUUCCGCGACCCGGUCGACCCGCACAAGCUCGGCAUUCCCGACUACUUUGACAUCAUCAAGAAGCCGAUGGAUCUGGCGACGAUCCGGCGCAAGAUCGACACGGGCCAGUACAAGGAUCCGUGGGAGUACGUGGACGACGUCUGGCUCAUGUUCGACAACGCCUGGCUCUACAACCGCAAGACGUCACGAGUCUACCGCUGCUGCACCAAACUCUCUGAAGUCUUCGAGCAGGAGAUCGACCCCGUGAUGCAGUCGCUGGGCUACUGCUGCGGCCGCAAGUACACGUUCAACCCGCAGGUCUUGUGCUGCUACGGCAAGCAGCUCUGCUCGAUCCCGCGCGACGCCAAGUACUUUAGCUACCACCGCUACACGUACUGCCUCAAGUGCUUCAACGACAUUCCCGGCGACACGGUUUCCCUCGGCGACGAUCCCACCCAGCCGCCAACGGUCAUCCGAAAAGAACAAUUCACAGAAUUGAAGAACGACGCGUUAGAUCUGGAGCCGUUUGUUGAUUGCGGAGAGUGUGGGCGAAAAUUGCACCAGAUUUGCGUCCUCCACAUGGACUGCAUCUGGCCGCAGGGUUUCACGUGCGACAACUGUCUCAAGUCGCGCGGCGAAAAGCGCAAGGAGAACAAGUACGGCGCCAAGCGGUUGCCCACCACCAAGCUGUCGACGUUCAUCGAGAACCGGGUCAACAACUUCUUGAAGAAGAAGGAGGCGGGCGCCGGCGAGGUGUCGAUCCGCGUCGUCGCCUCGGCCGACAAGAUCACGGAGGUGAAGCCGGGCAUGAAGAGCCGCUUUGUCGACAACGGCGAGAUGUGCGAGACGUUCCCCUACCGGGCCAAGGCCCUGUUCGCCUUCGAGGAGAUCGACGGGACGGACGUGUGCUUCUUCGGCAUGCACGUCCAGGAGUACGGCUCGGACAGUCCCAGUCCCAACACGCGGCGGGUCUACCUGGCCUACCUCGACUCUGUCCACUUUUUCCGACCGAAGCAGUUCCGCACGGCCGUCUACCACGAGAUCCUGCUCGGCUACCUCGACUACGUCAAGCAGCUGGGCUACUGCAUGGCUCACAUUUGGGCUUGUCCGCCCUCUGAGGGCGACGACUACAUCUUCCACUGCCAUCCGCCCGACCAGCGGAUCCCCAAGCCAAAGAGACUGCAGGACUGGUACAAGAAGAUGCUGGACCGUGGUAUCAUUGAACGGAUCGUUCUCGACUAUAAAGACAUCCUCAAACAAGCCAUGGAAGAUAAUUUGAAAUCGGCUGCAGAACUUCCCUAUUUUGAAGGAGAUUUUUGGCCCAACGUGCUCGAGGAGAGCAUCCGGGAAAUGGACCAGGAGGAGGAGGAGAAGAGGCGGCAGGCGGAAGCGUUGGAAGCGGCGGCGGCGGCCGUCAGCACGGACGAGACGGAAGCCGGGCCGGACGGGAAGAAGAAGGGUCAGAAGAAGGCCAAGAAGUCGAACAAGGCCAAGGCGACGAACCGCAAGAACAACAAGAAAUCGAACGCUCCACAGACGGGCAACGACCUCUCGACCAAAAUCUUCACGACGAUGGAGAAGCACAAGGAGGUGUUUUUCGUGAUCCGGCUCCACUCUGUCCAGGCGGCCGCGUCGCUCGGACCCGUCGUCGACCCCGACCCGCUCAUCCAGUGCGACCUGAUGGACGGCCGAGACGCCUUCCUGACGCUGGCCCGCGACAAGCACUACGAGUUUUCCUCGCUGCGGCGAUGCAAGUACUCUUCGAUGGCCAUGCUCUACGACCUGCACAACCAAGGGACGGACAGGUUCGUCUACACGUGCAACAACUGCAAGUCUCAGGUGGAGACGCGCUUCCACUGCACCGUGUGCGACGACUUUGACUUGUGCGUCCCCUGCUACGAGAAAGACGGCCAUCACCACAAAAUGGAGAAAUUGGGAUUCGACCUGGACGAUGGUUCGUCUCCUUCGGACUCCAAACAGGCCAACCCGCAAGAAGCGCGAAAAUUGUCCAUCCAGCGCUGUAUUCAGUCUCUUGUUCACGCGUGUCAGUGUCGCGAUGCCAACUGCCGUCUACCGUCGUGCCAGAAGAUGAAGCGCGUCGUGACGCACACGCGCUCUUGCAAGCGCAAGACGAACGGCGGCUGCCCCAUUUGCAAGCAGCUCAUCGCCCUCUGCUGCUACCACGCCAAGCACUGCACCGAGACCAAGUGCAUGGUGCCGUUCUGCCUCAACAUCCGGCAGAAGCUGCGCCAGCAGCAGUUGCAGCAGCGGCUCCAGCACGCCCACUUCCUCAAGAGGCGAAUGGCGGCCGUUUCUUCUAUGGGCAAUCGUUCAGCGUGCGGAACGGGGCCCAGUACACCGGGUCCGAUGAGUUCGGGCAUGGGGCCCUCAUCCCCGCUGGAGAGUCCCGGAGGUUCUGACAUGAUGGGCAUGGGUGGUGGUCAUUCUCAUCACAACCAACCAGGAGCCGGAAUGAAACCAGCGACUCAAACUCCACCUGCCAAUGUGCUUCAGGUUGUAAAGCAGGUCCAGGAAGAGGCAGCUAGCCAAGUGCCUCAACAAGGUGGUUUCGGAAAAGGUGGUAUGGGCAUGAUGAACACGAUGGGUGUGCGACCUCAUCAGCAUCCUCAACAACAGCAGCAAUCUGUUGGGGGCAUGGGUGCCGUCAACCCGGCGAUGGUGAUGCCUCCUCCGCAGAUGAUGCAACAUCCAAGGCCGCCAAUGAACAUGCAACCUGGUGGCAUGCCGGGGAACAUGGUCGGUGCUGGAAUGCAAGUGAAUCAAGUCGUCGGCGGACCUUCUGGGCCUAACGCUAUGGGUGGCAUGGGCGGUAAUGGCGGUAUGCCCAUCAACAAUAUGCAGGGAAAUCGUAUGGGCAUGGGGGGCGAGCAACAGUGGGGAGGUCCUCGCUUUGCUGGUCCAGCACAAGGGGGUGCGGUCCCCAAUCAAGUAAUGGGUCAACAACAACAAAUGCGACCUAUGGCACCAAACAAUAUGAUUGGAGCUCAACAACAACAACAGCCAGGCCAAGCGUCACCGGCCAUGUCAAUGGGCAACUCUCAAGGAGGAAUGAUGGGUCCUGGAGGUGGAGUCGCAGGCGUAGGGCCUAAUGUUGCGCAACAACAGCAACAGGUGAACGCCGUUCAACAACAACCUCAGGCGCAGUUGCAGCCAGGCAGUCUAACGCAGAUACCUGUAGGUGCCGGCGGAAUAACUGUACCAGGAGGAGCUCAGCGUCCAUUGCCGCAAGCCCUCCACCAACUGUUGCAAACGCUCAAAUCACCGAGCACGCCACAACAGCAACAGCAAGUUGUGCAAAUUCUGCGUAGCAAUCCCCAGCUAAUGGCAGCCUUCAUUAAACAGCGCUCUGUACUCCAACAGCAGCAGCAACAAAAUCAGAACCAGCAGCCUCAGCAGGGCCAACAACAAGUGCCCAACCAACAGGGGCAGCAAGGUUCCAUACCCAAUAACAUGCAGGCUAUGGCACAACCGGGAAUUCAAGCAGCCAUGCAAACCAUUCAGCAGCAACAGCAGAAUCAGCCUCAACAGCAAAACAUGCAACAAGGCUCUGGUCAACCCGGUAUGAUGGGCAAUGUUGGCAUGAAUGCAGGUCCUCCGAAUCAACAACAGCAAACUGUCCAGCAGCAACAACAGCAACAGUGGUUGAGACAACAACAGCAUCAGCAGCAAAUGAUGGCUUUACAGAGACAGCAACACCAACAGCAGCAGCAGCAGCAGCAGCAGCAGCAACAGCAGGGCUUCCAGCAACCUCCUCCAGUACAGCAUUUUGGACCGAGGGCAAGGCAACCGCUGCCGAGUAUGGGUGGGUUCCCUCAACAGCAGCAACAACAGCAGCACGGCUUUGGUGGAAACGGAGAUGGGAACCAAUUUAUGAGUCCCAACAAUCAAGGUCAGUUUGGUGGACAACAGCAGUCGACAAUGCAACAACUUUUGCAACAGCAGCAGCAGAUGAAGAACACGCCUCCGCCAACGAUGUCGCCGUCGCCGCAACAACAACAGGGCAUGAUGGUACAUCCAAAUGUUUCUCCGCAACAGCAGUUGAUGCAUGCCGUCCGAUCACCCCCUCCGUCUUUACCGCAGACGGUACGUUCUCCGCAGCCCAAUCCAUCUCCCCGAAUGGGUCCGUCGCCGUCCCCGCGUCAGCCAGCACCUUCACCUCGGAUGGCGACGCAGUCCCCCCAUCACGCAAUGGCCGCUGCCGUAGCGGCACAACAACAGCAGCAGCAGCAGCAACAACAACUAGGUGGACACGAUCCGUCCGACGCCCUCAUGCAGUCACAGAUGAUGAGCAACGCUCAGGAUCAACAACAACAGCAGCUGGAAACGCCGCAGGAUCAGCUUUCCAAGUUUGUCGAGGGACUUUGAUCGUUCGGAUUUGAUCAUCGCCUGUCAUUCAGCAUUAAGAAGCGGGGAAGAGCUUUUUCCAAAAGCUUGGGUAUUCAGUAUUAGGAGCUUCCUCUUUGUUUCAUUUCGUUGUUCAGUUUGUUAAACAUUCUUAAGUGACCUUUGACUGCGAGCCAAGCAAUAGCAAGUUAGUAGACUGAAUGCUGUGGAAGGCGUUCGUCCAUUUCCCUGCACCCUCUGUCCUAACCCACUAGCAAAGCGCCUCCUCCUCCCCUCUCAAAAUGGCAAAAUGUAAGUGGACAAAUUCCCAUCACACGAUGCUUAUAGAAUCUGGGCACACGCAAACGGCAAAAUGGUGGGGGUUUUUUUUUGGAUCACGAAUGACAUUUUUUUUUCAUUAUUAUUAAUUUUUUUUUUGAUCUCAAUUAAGUCUAGAAUGUAGACUCUACAACAGACGAGUUAUGGCGAGCAUCAAAGAUUGCAUAUGUUUUGUGAACUUAUAAGAUAAUAUACAUAUGAUGAAAACCUGUAUAGGAAACAAAGAGGCGGUAAAAAAAAGAAACGCCGUUCUUUGCGUACGAGGAGAGUAAACAAAUAAAUUUAAAAAGGAAAAGAAAAUUAGGAGAUUUUGAAAAGAAAAAAAAAUAAAUGCUCAAUCCUACGAUUUCCUCCGACCCCUCGUCUCUUUUUCCCGUCUCCCUCUCUUCCCCUUCGCAGUGCGAUUAACGAUUGGAUUUUCAUUUCUUAAUUUGAUCCCAACAUGCGAAUCUUGUACAUAGUAUCAAGUAACAAGGAAAACAUACCCAAAUAGGUGGACACCACCGUUCCUAUACGUCCGUCUCCUUACUUCAACUUAUCCACUCUAGGAUGAUUGUCUUUUUCUUUUUGAUAAUUUUGCCACAAUCAUACCGUCGACCGUUUCUUUUUGUUUUGCGUGUGCGUGGGUGCGUGUCGUUGAAAGGAAAACCCUCUAUUCUCGCCCUGAUCUUCCUUCUUUUCCUCAUUUACCUUGUUUCAACACCGAAAUUUUUUAAAAAGUAAUACUAUCGUAUAAGAAAAAUUCUGCUAAUAUCGACCUUGUGUGUGUGUGGGAGAGAGUGAGUGAGUGUGUGUUGAAAGGCAACUUUUGGCACAGCGCAACGUGUCGUCGUAGGUGUGCGUCUGUAAUAUCAAGUCAGUUGGAUGACUUAGUGUAAUUUGUACAGGUGAAAACAACAACAAAAAACAAAUUCUCAGUGCUAUUAAUAUUCUAUUUUGUAAUCGAGAUGACGCGUUGGACUCGGUCUCCCAAAUUGGGCGUCAUUAUUUCUGAAAAAAAGAACGAUGUCAUCUUUAUAACGAUUUUCUUGAGCGAAAACUGAAUUUUCCCCGUAUUUCCUUCUGCUCCAACUCCACACCACCACUUCUCCACAACAAAGAAAAAGCAGCUGAGAGCAUUGCUUUUUUGUAUAAUGAUAAAAGGGAACAACUUUUUUUUUGUGCUUGUCGAUUAUUAUUUUCAUUUUCCGUGUGUGGUCGGUCUUUUUUUCAUUCAUUUCUUGUGCGUGUUAUACGUGACUGUUUUGGACAAGACACUGUGUACAGGAUAACUUGCAGUUCAUUUGUAAAUAUUACUUGUUACUCUUUUGAUUACAAACCGUCUGAUCAUUCUUAAGUAA